AUGGCACGGCCAAGACGAGAGAAGCAACAAAUAAAGCAGACUGGCCAUGCACUGGCCCUUUCCCAGGAAAUAUUGGCAGGAUUAAGACGAAAUUCGCAUUUGCAAGUCAUUAUGGACGAUGACUCCAUGGAGAACAUCGAUGCGUAUUGGAACAUGGCGAACAAAGAGCUAGAAGAAAUGGAAAGAAAACAGUACGAAGAUAUUAGCUUAUUAGAGCCAAGUUGUUCUCCUUUGAAUAUUUCUACCCCUAAUGAAACAACUGUCAUGGCCAAAGUAGACCCAGAAGCAAGCAGUAUUAGCAGCUCACACAUAAUUCGAAGAAGUUUUGAUGACGAGUUCCAAGAUAGUCUCCAGAAUGUGGUGCUGACUGGAUUCUCUGAUUCUGAUGAAGAUCUGCCUAAUAGUGCCCGAGACACAAAGGAAUCACCGGAAGCCAUAAAGGCGCAGUCUUCUGAAAUUUCAACUCUGAAAACUGUCAGAACCACAAGGGGAAAGAGCAGAAGAACUGGCGCAUUUGCAGAAAGUGCAGAUCCCAUUGAAAUGUCCAGUAUAAGCAUGGAUAGUGAGAUAAACCCAGAAACCAGCCUAAGAAAGAGAAGGAAAAGCACAAAAACCAUGCAGACGGCCUUAGUCAGGAAAUUACUGUAUAAAGAAUGGGACAAAACAAGCACAAAUGUACUGGAAUUUUCAGUAGAUGGAAUGAAUCUGCAGACCACAUAUAUAGGCCCAUAUACUUGCAGGAAAAUACAGUCUAACUGUAUAUACUAUAUUGUGAAGGGAUGCGUUAUAGUGCGUGACCCAUCUGCACCUGCACAAAUUUCUGAAGAAUUCGUAUACAGAAAUAACCCCAUCACAGGAAGAAGACUGAAAGCAGGGUCUGUCUUCAAUUCUGCCAUAAACUCUGCAGUUUAUAAUCCAUGUGCACAAGGCUGCACAAUUAUGCAAUUUAAUGCACUCAAGGACAAAUAG
Molecule: messenger RNA, 969 nt
Organism: Nematocida ausubeli
Lineage: Eukaryota; Fungi; Microsporidia
Exons: 1
Coding region: 1-969 (322 amino acids)
Source: RefSeq, a predicted model, not a curated record